AUGCUGAUAAACCAGGACUCUGGAGGAUCACGAAGAAAAGAUAGAACUAGUGAAUUACCUGAACCCCUGAUUCAUCUCAUUCUCAGUUUUCUUCCGACCAAAUGGGUCGUUUCUACAAGUGUUUUAUCUAAAAGAUGGAGGUACAUUUGGACCUCAGUGCCUGUUAUUGAUCUUCGUAAAGUGGAAUUUCCAUCAAUUGGUAGAUUACUCGACACAAAUGAGGAGCAUGAAAGAGCUGAAAAUUUAUAUUCAUUGCAGUUUCAGAGGCUUAUGAAUUUUGUUGACAAAAAGCUUUCUCUUCACCAUGAAACACGGGAUAUAAAGAAAUUUGAUCUUGACAAUCUUGAUGUGCAAAGGUUUCAGGUCGAAGAAUGGGUAUCUGAUUUGUUUACGAGGCAAAGUCUUGAAGAGUUUGUUUUCUAUGCAGAAAGUUCGCCUGAAGGUUUUUUUCCUUCAAGGGGAACAUAUGCAUCACUGACUAUAUUGGAGUUGGGUACAUGGGAUCCAGUUUAUCUUCCUGAUGCAAUAAACUUUCCAAAUCUCAAGAUUUGUCGGCUUAGAAAUGCCACACUGUAUAUGCAUUCUGAAGAUCUGACUCAGCAAUUCUAUUCUAACCUCCCCGUUCUCGAAGAAUUGGAGUUGACAGACUGCGACUGGGAAAUAUCUGAAUUAUUAAUUUCAGCUCCUGCUUUGGAAAAUUUAAGAUUAACAUUUUCCAAAAUUUAA
Messenger RNA from Papaver somniferum (opium poppy), 726 nucleotides. RefSeq names its product F-box/LRR-repeat protein At4g14103-like. Lineage: Eukaryota; Viridiplantae; Streptophyta; Magnoliopsida; Ranunculales; Papaveraceae. Gene Ontology annotation, molecular function: protein binding. The coding region runs from base 1 to 726 and encodes 241 amino acids. The record is from RefSeq and is a predicted model, not a curated record. The transcript has a single exon.